AUGUCUCUUAACAAUCAGGACUAUACGGAACGGAAGAAUCCGCCGUUGCACACGUCAGACGACUGCUGGAUAUUGUGGCUUGCACCACCGCCUUCCGUGGUUCAUCUAACUCUGAACUCUCCCUUAAACGCCUCCACGGCUGCUCCUACUCGUUCGAAAGAAUCAGGAUCUAGCAAUGGCGAGACCGGUCAGGAUAAGAAGCCGAACGGAGAGGAUAAAUCGCCGAAGACAGAUGUCUCGAUCAGUUCAGAUCCGUCGGAGAAAGGUGAGGCGGCGGCGGAAAUCUAUCCACCGCCGAAGCUUGGACAGUUCUACGACUUCUUCUCGUUCUCUCGUCUCAAUCCUAUCAUCCAAUGGGAUCCGGUCAUCCGUUUCUCCAAGAUAAAACCGACGACGAUUUCUGCCAAAUCGAUAUCUAACAAAACUCUUAUGAAAGCUUUCAUCGAUCACAAUAAUGAAGUUUGGGAAUCUAACUUACGGAUUUCAAGCGAACACAUAGUUGUGGCAGACAACCCAUGA
Molecule: messenger RNA, 519 nt
Organism: Lactuca virosa
Lineage: Eukaryota; Viridiplantae; Streptophyta; Magnoliopsida; Asterales; Asteraceae
Source: the annotation of a GenBank genome assembly